CAGUCGGUGUCUUUAUCAGCUCUGCUGCAGUUUGAUCAUUUGAACAAGAAGAAAGUUUAAUCAAUUAAAAACCUAAGGAUGGCAGUUUGGGACAAAAAGGUUCCCUGGGGCUUCCUGUUAAUGCUGACAGGUGCUGUGGGUGUUGGUGUGAACUAUCCAGCUCCUGUUUGUGCUGUGACAGGAUCGACCGUCACCCUCCUCUGCACCUUCACACCUCUGAGGUCUGUCGGUCAGGAUGGAAGAGAAGUUUCUACAGAGAUCAUCAGAGUCGUCUGGUGCCGGAACCAUCAGAUUUGUCAGGGCUCUACCCCGUCUGUGUUUGACAGCAGUUCAGGAAACAACAACCCUCGUUACAAAUACCUGGGAGACAAGAAGGGAAACUGCACUUUACAGAUCACAGAUGUGCAGAAGGAAGACGAGGCAACUCUUCACUUCAGAAUAGAGGCUAAUGACAGCAGAGCACAUUUUACUGGACAACCAGGAGUGAACGUCACAGUCUCUGAUGGGACUAGAAUGCAGAUAAAGAGCUCCAGAGGAGACAGAGAGCUGAGAAGAGGUGAAAACGUCACUCUGUACUGCACUGCACUCUGUACCUUCCACCAACUGGAGGUCACCUGGUUCAGAGAUGGCCACGCCCUCUCAGAGUCUGGCCCCGCCCUCCACAUCAUCCCUCUGACUGCAAGGGAUUCUGGGACGUACACCUGUGGUUUGAAGGCCAGCGUCAGCAGCCUCUCCCUGCCGUACAGCCUGAAGGUGGAGGAAGAAGGAUCGACUGUCACCCUCCUCUGCACCUUCACACCUCUGAAGUUUUUCAUUCAGAAUGGAAGAGCAGUUUUAAUCGAGAUCAUCAGAGUCGUCUGGUGCCAGAACGAUGAUUAUUGUCAGUUCCCUGCCCUGUCUGUGUACAACAGCAGUUCACAAAACAACAACCCUCGUUACAAAUACCUGGGAGACAAGAAGGGAAACUGCACUUUACAGAUCACAGAUGUGCAGAAGGAAGACGAGGGAAGUCUUCGCUUCAGAAUGGAGGCUGACUACACCAGAGCACAUUUUACUGGACCUCCAGGAGUGAACGUCACAGUCUCUGAUGUUCAGAUGCAGAUAAACAGCUCCAGAGGAGACGGAAAGCUGAGAAGAGGUGAAACCGUCACUCUGUACUGCACUGCACUCUGUACCUUCCACCAACUGGAGGUCACCUGGUACAGAGAUGGCCACGCCCUCUCAGAGUCUGGCCCCGCCCUCCAGCUCGGUCCGCUGACUGCAAGGGAUUCUGGGAAGUACACCUGUGGUUUGAAGACCAGCAGCAGCAGCCUCUCUCUGCCGUACAGCCUGAAGGUGAAGGAAGAGGAGAAAGUUGCCCCUCUGCUGAUUGUUCGUCUGGUUCUCUUCACUCUGCACUCUGUGCUCAUCGUCAUAGCGGCAUCCAUCUUCAUCAAAAGGUAA
This is a messenger RNA of Micropterus salmoides (largemouth bass), 1443 nucleotides long. Its product is annotated as hemicentin-2-like. The record is from RefSeq and is a predicted model, not a curated record. The coding region runs from base 79 to 1443 and encodes 454 amino acids. Lineage: Eukaryota; Metazoa; Chordata; Actinopteri; Centrarchiformes; Centrarchidae. The transcript has 6 exons.